AUGAGGACUGUUUAUCUGGGAAUGCUGCUCUUAUUCCAAAGCGCUGUUUCCUCCUUAACGGAGUUCAGCGUUAAAGGAGAGAUCAGGAACUUUGCUGUUGGAAACGGGAAAGUGUUCGUCGUCACCGACUCUCAGCUCCUCCAGAUGAGGCUCGAUCUAGUAGAGGAAAAACACAAGGACAUAUCUGACCACACACAUCACCAAGUUAAUAUUUUACUGCCUUUCGACGCGAAUAAGACCCUGAUAACCUGCGGAACCUCUGACUGUGGAUACUGUGAACUCCUGGACAUCAACGACAUCAGCAGAAGUCUCUACAGGGAGGAUGUGUCGGUCGGACCAUCUGUUAAUAAAUCAUCUGUUUCUUUUAUUGUAGAUUUUGAUGAAGGUAAAGAAACUUAUAUGUUGGUUGCCAGAGAAAAGAUUUCUGAUCAUUGUAUCUCCGAUGAUGAAGGAGUGUCUCUGCGGAACACUCUGGACUCUCAGUCAGGAGGAAUUUUCUCUAAAGUAGCCUCUUCAAACGAAGCCAGCAUUUCUCCACAGAGUGAUGCUGAGUGGAUUGACGGCUUCCAAUCAUCUCCUCCCUCUCACUCGUACCUGCUGGUGAACGUUAAGUCUGGAACAGGUCCAGCUGUGGUGGUCUUAAGGAUGAAGAACAGCCGCAGUAAAACAGAAAUGACCAGAUCUCUACAAGGUGCAGUGCUACAGUGCUGUGAUGAUAAAGACCGUAAAAAGCUCUUAUCCUCCUCUGCAGUUCUCUCCUCUGGAUCUCCUCUUCUCUGGGCGGGAAUAUUCACUGCGCAAGAAGCGCACGACCCCCAGAACACUGCUUUGGCCAUUUACGACCUCAGUCAGCUCAGAGACCGAGUACCUUCAUAUUUCAGCUGUAGACCACAUUGCACAGCUCAGAAAGGAGGUGAUGCUCUGAGUCCUCGUGCUGUGGUGCUCAAACACAGUUCAAUGUCAUCUGUAGCAGCAGAAAAGAGAGGAUCCUGGACUGAGCUCUACAUCGGAACUGCAAAUGGACAACUGAUGAAGAUUGUGCUGGACAAGGCUUUUAAUUCUGGCUGUGUGACGUUGCUGUACAGCUCUGAUGAUGGCAGGAUGGUGUUUCCCAGAAUGCACUUUGACCCAGUGGAUCAUACAUACAUCUACAUAGCUUUGAGAAAUCAGAUCAGGCGGGUAGCAGUGUCUCAGUGUAGUAUAUACAGCACUUUGACAGACUGCAGAGCUUCUCAGGACCCUUCCUGUGGCUGGUGUGUAACCACAAACAAGUGCUCCACCAAGGAUGAAUGUUCCAACUCCAUUUGGAUCCCCAUUCCUGAAGACUUUUUUCAGAAGGAGCUGAUCACAUUUCAGGUGGCCAAAGUCUCUGGAAAGCUCAGUCUGAGUCUCUACCUGACAGCACAGGGCACAGUAGGUCCUCCAUUAAAAUGCAGCAUUAAGGCAGGGAAUGUGGAUCUGUGUGACAACCUGACCUUAGUUUCACCAAACAGCUGCUCCUGCAGUUUCUCCAGCCAACAUCUGCCUCCUGAAGGACUCAGAGUCACAGCAACUGUCACUAUUGGAGAUCAGAAAAUCACAGAGAACCUGAAAGUGAGGAGCUGCCCAAACAUCACAGAGACAUCACCAUAUGCUGCAUGUGCAGCGUGUGUGUCAGUUGGGUGUCACUGGUCUCCUGUUAGUCAGAAUUGCAGCUGGACUCAGGGUUCCGCACUACAGGUACACAUACAGGAUGCAUGUAAAGAAUUCUUUUCUGAGAAGUACACACCAGAGAUCCUUUCCAUGUUGCCUAACCAAGUCUCACUUUAUGGCAAAAACAAUGCCAUAAUAAAGGGGAAAAAUCUGGAUACGGUUGUGAAAAUUCGCUUACAGGGGUCUAAGGAGUGCGAGUUAAAAGAGACUCCAGUGUUGGAGCGCUCCACUGACACUCUGAAGUUCAGUAUUCCGAGCGGAAAUAAAGGAACUGUGAGGGUGUGUGUGGUGACAGAAGACGGCCGUUGUCAUAGUAACGCCACCAUCACUUAUGGCUCCCAGCCCACCUGUACUGGACUGCAGCCUAGAAACACCUGGGCCAGUGGGGGGAGGAAGAUCGAAGUGCUGGGCAGCAGUCUGGAGUACGUGGAGAAAGUCAUAGUAAACGAUAAAGAAAUGAGCAUCAAGUCAAGCACUGUGGGUGUCUGGUUUCAUUCUUCUCCUCUCCUCUGCUCUGGGCCAUUCAGUGUCUCUCUCAGAGUGGGGAACUCAACAGUGGACUGUGUAGAUAAACUCUUUUACCUCCCAAAUCCAGAAUUCAUCAGCUUCUCCACCUCUCAGGACGUCAGUUAUGUGUUAGUUUUCAUUAAUAAAAAGCAGGACAGGCUGAAUAUGCGUGUGGAGGAUGUAAAGGUGUGGGGUUUGCAGGAAGAGAAGCAGUUUGAGUGUGUGGUAGAGAAAGUCAUAUCUACUGCUAUUGUCUGUGACAUUCUGGAAACACAGGAAGUCAGAAUAAAUGUGACCUCACUCAGGAUCAGUGUUGGUGACUUUUCCACGAUUCUAAAAACUCAAGUGGGACACACAGACAGUUUGUUCUGUGUGUAAGAUUCACCCUGAAUUACUGUAUCCUGUAAAAAAGUGAUCCUGAUCAUUUCUCUCUUCUCUUUGGUCAAUAUGUUUUGUAAUUAUGUGUGUUUGUUAUCAGUGUUUACAUGUGCACAGUUCAGAUCCAACCUGCAUCUAACAUGCUGCUCCCCCUC
Colossoma macropomum (tambaqui) is the source of this 2732-nucleotide messenger RNA. RefSeq names its product plexin-C1-like. Gene Ontology annotation, molecular function: protein binding; semaphorin receptor activity. The transcript has 15 exons. Bases 1 to 2577 code for a protein of 858 amino acids. Gene Ontology annotation, biological process: positive regulation of axonogenesis; regulation of cell shape; negative regulation of cell adhesion. The record is from RefSeq and is a predicted model, not a curated record. Gene Ontology annotation, cellular component: semaphorin receptor complex. NCBI's taxonomy places the organism in Eukaryota, Metazoa, Chordata, Actinopteri, Characiformes, Serrasalmidae.